This is a messenger RNA of Gloeophyllum trabeum ATCC 11539, 1110 nucleotides long. RefSeq lists its product as uncharacterized. Gene Ontology annotation, molecular function: ATP binding; ATP-dependent chromatin remodeler activity. Lineage: Eukaryota; Fungi; Basidiomycota; Agaricomycetes; Gloeophyllales; Gloeophyllaceae. The record is from RefSeq and is a predicted model, not a curated record. The annotation marks the transcript as partial. The transcript has 4 exons.
AUGAACUCCAGGCUGGAGGUGUGGACGUCGCGUCUGUCGGAUAUGCUGCGCCUUCUGGAGAAGGACGGCCCUGUCACUGCCUCGGACCUCCCGAAGGUCAUCCAGGACGCCCUCAUGAACCUCGCAUCUCUGGAGGAGAUACGCGACCUCCAGGCGCACCUCAUAGCUGCGCUGGAGAAUGCAGGGGUUAUGCUUGAUGGCGGUGAGGAGCCACUGGAUUUUGAUCUGGACUCCCAGGCGUUCGACUGGAAGGCAUGGAAGGAAGGGACGGAGGACCUCGCAAAGGUGAGUGAGGAGGAGCUAUGGGCUCACCUCGGGUUCGGGGAGAAGAAGCAGCUGCCGCUCUUUCAAGAGUGGUAUGAUCCGUCGGGGAUGAUUGAGCCGUGGUCGGAGGAGGGUGUGGCCUGGCUCGAGAAUCCCCAGUCGGGGCGUGCGCGGCUGCAGCCGAAGUGGCACCAGCUGGUGGGCAUCUUCAGGAUGCUCCAGCAUCUCUUUGAAGGCCGCGCGGUGCUGCUGAUGGACGGUGUAGGGCUGGGGAAGACUUUGCAGUCUGUCGGAGUGCUGGCGUGCCUGGUAUACUACCGGGAGCAUUAUCGGCAGAAGAAUGAUUAUCCUGGGUGGUUCAAAGGUCGACGGUUCCAGAGUCACUUGUCGGGUAUGAUUCCCGACCUACCCAGCAUUAUCGUCUGCCCGCCGAAUCUCCAGGCACAGUGGACGCGGGAGAUGCACGCAUUCCUGAGGCGUCGCAGCUUUGACAUCCUGCCACUGGUCGGGAAGCAUGCCUCUCGACGCAACUGGGACGACGCGGUGUUCGAGAAGAGCAAGCAGGCCCCUACCAUGAAAGUGGUCUUGACUGGGACACAGGUCCUCGCGGACGACGGCAAGAUGCUCUUCGAGGCGGUGGAGAAGAGGGGGGAGGCGAACCCCUCCGUGGCAUUCAGCCGCUACCGCAAGGGCACGGCAUACGGGCAGGACUACCUGCUCCUAAUACUGGACGAGGCUCACGCCGCGCGGAAGCCCAACCAGCUCCACGUUGCGGUUCGUGGACUUCGGGAUCGCGUCUCGGCCAUGGUCGCAAUGACUGCCACGCCAGUCACCACCAAGCCCGAG